Molecule: messenger RNA, 5606 nt
Organism: Sitophilus oryzae (rice weevil)
Lineage: Eukaryota; Metazoa; Arthropoda; Insecta; Coleoptera; Curculionidae
Product: E3 ubiquitin-protein ligase SHPRH
Exons: 23
Coding region: 91-4527 (1478 amino acids)
Biological process (GO): protein polyubiquitination; DNA damage response
Cellular component (GO): nucleus
Molecular function (GO): ubiquitin protein ligase activity; ATP-dependent chromatin remodeler activity; ATP binding
Source: RefSeq, a predicted model, not a curated record
UUAAAGAAGAAGAAUUAUAAUCACUGACCUCACAUUUUACUGCCAGACAAAAUUUCUUUUGUGUUAAAUAGUAAUAAAUAAUAAUAUAAAAUGGGUAGAACAAAAAAAACACCAAAUAAACGUGAAAAUCUAGGUUUAGGAAACUGUAGUUUAAGUACGAUAGGCGAAUUCAUUCCACUUUUCCGAAAGAAACGAAGUAAGAAAGCAUCAUUGUCGGAAAAAGCUUUAAGAUCCUAUUCAUUAAUUCUGGCACAACCAGAACACGAAGAUUACUUAAUGGGAGAACUAAGAAUUGGAUCUACUAGUAAUAUUCUCCCAAAAAAAAUUAAUGUGUGCAAAAUUAGUUUUAAGGCUACUGAAGAUCAUUCAGCAGUAAUUUUAACAUUUUCACGUUCUUCUGUGAUUAUAAAAGCUUUAGAUGAUAUAUCUUUUCUGAAAGAUGCUGUACAAACAAGAAUGUUUUCCUUUAAAAUUGUACGUAGGGAGGAAUAUGUAUAUUUCAAGUUGUAUUUGAUUUCUGUUCCAUUACCAAAAUUUUAUCCUAAAUUACGUAAAUGUAUAAAGAGUGCAUUUUUAUUGUUUUAUAACAUAGAAAGUAAUACAGAGCCACAGCCAAAUACAGUUUGCAAAAGUCUUUCAAAUACAGAAUUAAAUGAUUUAUAUCUUAAGCUCCAGGAAAAACGACAUAAAAUGGAAUAUUUUGAAGGGGAGUUAUCUCUUCAGCAGUUAAAACCAAAAUUAAGACCUUAUCAAGAAAAAGCUGUUAGAUGGAUGAUUUAUAGAGAACACUUAGCUUCUGAUAAAAAUGAAAACAUGCAUCCAAUUUUUCAAAAAGUUACGUUAAAAUCAAACAAGGAUAUUUAUUUUGAUAAAUAUACAGGUUGGAUUGAAAAAGCAUGUCCUCUAAUACAGGGCAAUUGGAAAGGAGGGAUAUUAGCUGAUGAAAUGGGCCUUGGAAAAACUGUAGAAGUAUUAGCCCUUAUAUUGAGCAAUAAAAUGCUAAAGAAUACCCAAAUUAAAAAAGAAAAAAUAGGGGGUAGUGAUUCUGAACCAGAACUUGUUAUAAAAACUCAACCUAAAAAACGAAAAAUGAUAGACAAAGACCAUGAAGAUUAUAAAAAUGCAAUAAAAAAGAAUAAAGUAUGUACGUCUGCACGAACUGUUUCUUCUGGUAGUAGAAAAUCCGCUACUUUUCAAGCGUUACAAUCCAUAUAUGAUCGUACUCUGUCAGAGUAUUGCACCACAGGAAGUAGAGAAGAGCCAGAAGAAUGCAGAAUUCAGUGUAUCUGUGGCAGCACUAUUGACGAUGGUUCAGUAGAAUGUGAGAAAUGUGGUAAAUGGCAACAUAGUGCUUGUUUAGGCUGGAGAAGAAAUUUAGGCAAAUAUGUAUGUCCGCAAUGUUGGGAAACCCUUCCACUGCUACAAUCUAAAGCCACAUUGAUUGUAGCACCUGUAGCUCUGAGAAGCCAGUGGUGCAGAGAAAUGAGAACUCAUUUGAGAUCUAGUUUAAAAGUUUUAAAUUAUGAGGGAUAUACAGCAACUCCAGUUUAUCCAACAGAAUUGCAAAAUUAUGACAUAGUCAUAACAACCUACGCUGUGUUACAAGCAGAGAUGAAAUGGACAGAAACUGGUCAACCUGUCAAUUUGCGAAAAAAGAGAAAAUAUUGGCCUGGAGGUAGUCCUCUGGUACGAGUAUUUUGGUGGCGUUUGUGUCUUGACGAGGCCCAAACAGUUGAAACUCCUGGUCGUAUAGUGUCGUUAAUGUCCGGGAAAAUUCCCGCUCAACAUCGUUGGGCCGUUACAGGAACACCUAUGGCGAAAGGGGUCACAGAUAUAUAUGGUUUAAUAGACUAUCUGAAAAUGGAACCCUAUGCUGACUAUGAUACAUGGAAACAUAUUCUGUAUGAUCCCUAUUUAAAGGGCGAUAAAGAGCCAAUGUACAAUUUUUUAGGAAAAGUUUUGUGGCGAACAACGAAAGAGUCUGUGCUGGAUCAGAUUAAUAUACCUCAGCAAACUCAUCAACUUCACGUUCUAGAACUUUCUGCUGUAGAGAAAUUCUAUUAUAAUCGCGAACAUGAAUACAGCGCACGCGAUUUUCUCAAAAUGUCAGAAAAAUUUGAUCCGGAAUCUCUUCUUGAGAACUUGGACAAAAAAGAUCUGAAAAACUUAAUGGCACCGCUUCUUUCUUUGCGGCAAGCUUGUUCAGACCCGGGUGCAGUUAGAGGAAAAGGACGAUAUUUGUCGCUUAAAAAGAAAACCUCGUCAAUGAAAGAUCUUCUUGAAGCAUUAAUUUUGAAGAACAGAAACGACUGUGAAGAGAGUUUGAGACUAACGGUGUCAUCAAUUAAUGGUCUAGCGGGAAUAUACUUGUUGAUGGAGAAGCCUGAACAAGCUAUAGGAGAAUAUCGUAAAGUAUUGCAAUUAGCUGCAAGAUUUUCCCUUGAUGAAAAAGAGGGAAAUCUGACAAUAGAUAAGCUACCCAUGAUUCAUGCUAUGUACAACUUGGCGGAAGUUUUGGUAAUACAUCCAUCCUCAGAGCACACGCUAAGAGAUGGUACUUUAAAAGAUGAUCGCAUUGCAUUAGAAAAGCAGUAUAUUGAGAAAUUCAUGGAAGAGACUGCAAGUGCUAAAAAAUCUUAUGAAUGUUUAACCACAGCAGUAGAGAAAUAUGAAGGUCAAUUUUUAUUAAAACAUGGUCAGUGGUAUUCGGAUGGCUUUGAUUGGGUCUCGCUAAAUAAUUUUGAUAAUGAUUUACUGGCUAGGAUAGAAACUGCGACAGAUAACGCACAUAUUAAUAUCGAUUUUAGGUCAGAGACGACCCGUACGUUACUUCGUAAGACGUACAAUUGGCAUCUAGAUCUAGAUGAAUUAAGAGAGGCUCUUUUUAAGGCUUUGAACGAAAUCUAUGAAGAAGAUGUGGAAACCAAAAAUAUUAGUAUUAAAAGUGAAUUAGUUAAUAGAGCCAGAGACUGCCAUUUGAGACCUCAACAACAAAAAAAUAAGAAAGGAAAUUCUAAAUGUUUAAUAUGCUUAUCUAACGUAAAGCUAAAAGAUUAUGAAACUGCAUUGUUCACAAUUAAAAAAAGGUCUGAAACUUUUGAAGAAAUGUCCUUGGUAGGCAGUUGGAAACCUAGAUUUGAGGAAAUACUGCUUAAAGCUCUUCUAGGAUUUCUUAAAUCGAAAAACUCAAUACCCAACUUAAUAAAAGAUGGUGAAAACCACGUGCUGCUUAUGGAUACGCUGAAAAAAGAGUUUAAAGAAAUUCGAAAAUUCUGGACCAUGUUAGAUAGCCAAGUUUGUGCUAGGGACGAGCUACAUAUCUGUAAAGUAAGAUUACAGUUAAAAUCAACCGGUGAACAAUCAAAGGACAAAACAAGCAAAUUAUUAAAAAAGUUGGACUACCGAACAGAACAAAUUCACGAAAACAUAAAUCUUAUUAGGCCAGCAGAAUUACCUCAUCAAGAGCUUUCCUUGAAGUCCGACGUAAUUAGGUAUAGUGCCCGGCUUGAAGCUUUAUUGGGAACAAGGAAUUACUUACAGACAUUACGUCAGCAACAAUUUCAAGGAGAAAAUCCUGACCCUUGUCCCGUAUGUAGAUGCGCUUUGACGAGUACUUGGGCUAUUUUAGCUUGCGGUCAUACGUUUUGUUUGGAGUGUUUUCAGAAAUUUUUAGGCAGGGCAAGGGAAAUAAUACGAUGCUGCAUUUGUCGAUCUAAGCAAAACAUUCAAGAAGUAGCGUACAUCAGAGGCGCAACUGGACCACAAGAUAACGUUGGAGACGUUAUCGGCGACUACUCUAGAAAAGUGGAAGAUGUCGUUAGACUUUUGUUAUCGCUGAGAAGCACAAAUCCUCAUGUUAAAGUGAUACUAUUUUCCACAUGGUCGAUUGUACUGAAUUUAUUAAAGAAAGCUUUGGAACGGAAUGACAUUGAAGCGGAAUUGAUAGAUUCAAGCAGUAGUUUCGAAAAUCGAAUAGAGAGUUUUAAGGACCCGCUUAAAAAAAUUACAGUAUUACUAUUGCCGUUUAGGUUAGGCGCUAAAGGAUUGAAUUUAACUGAAGCUACUCAUGUAAUUUUAUUAGAGCCAGUAUUGAAUCCAGCUGAUGAAUUACAGGCUAUAGGACGAAUCCACCGCAUUGGUCAAACAAAGCCAACAGUUGUUCACAAGUUUUUAGUUCGCAACACCGUAGAAGAGUCUUUACACGAAGCCACAAGUUCAAACGCUUCUGGAUGGGAAAUAAGUAAUGUAACUGUAGGACAACUUAAAGGUUUAUUUAAAAAUUCUCCAUUGGAAGAAGAAGAUGUGGAUACGCAAAAAGCCAUAAUCCAAUCAAAUUCAAAUAGUUUGAGAAUUGAAUCGGCAGACAGUAACGUAGUAAGAAAUAUUUCUCAAUCAAGUCAUAUGACUCCAACACCAAGCUCAUCAGGCGGGGUUAAUGAUACCGAUACAACUGCUCACGAGAACAACGCUUUUGAAAAUGUUUGCGAAGAAAAUAAAGUUUGUGAUCUAAAAAGUCCUAAGUCCUAAGUAUGUCCUAAGUGCGGUAUAAAUGUAGAUGAGUAAUAUUUGAACAAUUUUUCAAAUCAGUUGGUUAUUAUAAACACCGUUAGCUCUACAGUAAUGUCCAGGGUGUCUCAUUUCCGUAUGUUUUACGGAGUUUCUCGUUUGUGAGUAGGGAUACAAAGAUGCGGCUUAAAAAGUGCUACUUUUUGUGAAACUAAAGAUGCUACACACAUAUUUGUCCUAGCCAGCUUAGUUCCGGAAAUACAGAUCAGAGAAUUUGAAAAUUUUGCAUUUCAAAAUUGUAUUAUUUUUUUUUAAGCUUUUUAGAAGCUUAUCGUCAAAUAUAAUUUGUGAUUUUAACAUAAAAUUCCAUAUUUUCGCCAACUAGAUUAUUAGAGCAUAAUAGAUUUUAUGCGCCUCCAUAACUUGAUGUGACAAAAAACAUUUUUUGGAUGUCAGCUUUGGAAAAAUAUUUUUUUUCUUUAAAAUGUAUGCACGGUAGCGUUUUUUACAAGAGGCAAAAAAUGUAGUAAAUACUAGAGGGACCAUUUUAUUUUACGAAAAGAAUUCGGCUAUGGGUGGAGCCGUAGGAGUGGUGGUAGUUUUCACACUUCCCACACGUUUUCUUCAAUUUUGUGAAAGUCAAAUGUUAGAGCACUUAGCAAAACAUUGACACCCGAAAUCUCAUUCAAACUGGAAUAACGGUUCUUAAAUAUCUGAAAAAAUGUGUUUAUUUUUUGUGUAAUGCCCCCUAGUGGAGAAAUGAAGCACUUUAGUAUUGAGGUAAAUUGUAUCCAAUGAACUUAUUUUGAUUCCAAAAAUACGUAGUAGCUCUACGUCCACGAAAUAUCGGAACACCCUGUAUACAGGGUGUCCCAGAAAUAAGUGCAAGUAUUUUAACUGGUAGUAUAGUUCAACCCCAGAAACACGCCCAUGAGUUUUUUUCGCGAAAAAAAAAUUUUGAAAAUUGGAAAUUUUUUUAGUUUUUAGUUAAAAACAUAAUUUCUUGAAAAUAUGGCUACAUAGGUAGUACAUUAGUUACAAGAAAGAAAAUCCAGAAAAGAUCCGGUGGUUUUCAAAAUUUUGGCAAAAAAAUAUUUUUU